This is a messenger RNA of Toxorhynchites rutilus septentrionalis, 8236 nucleotides long. It is a transcript of the gene spg, whose product is annotated as dedicator of cytokinesis protein 3. Gene Ontology annotation, biological process: small GTPase-mediated signal transduction. Gene Ontology annotation, molecular function: guanyl-nucleotide exchange factor activity; small GTPase binding. Bases 917 to 7012 code for a protein of 2031 amino acids. The record is from RefSeq and is a predicted model, not a curated record. Lineage: Eukaryota; Metazoa; Arthropoda; Insecta; Diptera; Culicidae. The transcript has 13 exons. Gene Ontology annotation, cellular component: cytoplasm; plasma membrane.
CAGUCGAACCGUGUUCCCGAUCCAGUCUGGGCCCAUUGCGAUCGGAGCUAGUUACGUGUGAACGUUGCCCGAAGAAAGUCGUUUUUUGUAGCGCGUCGCUCUGUCGUGGACUUGGAGAUUGCAACCAGCAACGUUGUGCGGGUUAUUUGUGUUUGUGUGUGUGCAUGUGUUUCCUUGUGCAAAAAUAAAAAAAAAGUUUUCUCGCAGGUUGCAGCAGAAGUCAAAGGUGGUAAGCACGAGUAUUUUCUCAACGCUGCCAAGUUGUCUACCACUCGUUAGGAUUGUGAUUGGUUCAUGCAAAAAGUGUUCUUGUUUUCGGUGAAGCUCAAAUCAAUCCAAACCAGUGACGGGGCAAACCUGGAAGGAAAAUCGCGCAAAGCUGCACAAGUGAGAGAAGUUAGAAAAAAAAUACAUCCCUACCGACGAUACAGAGAAGAAGAGGGUGUUUUGAUCUUGAUCAAACGGAGCGCUCUCGAUUUAUUGAUUUUUCUCGGCCAUAGCUAGCGCUAGAGGAGACGCAACGGUGUGUACACGCACGGGAAAUAAUUGCGGAAAGUUGAUGUCUGGUGCGUCAUUUGGAAAGCAAGCUGUGUUGAGUGUGGUCACCGGGUUUCCGUGAACGAACCGCGGCCACGGGUGACUAGCAGCAAUCAAUCAAUGGUGUGUUGUUGUUGGGUGGGAAAUUGAGAGUGAAAUUUUCACCAGCCCGGAAAAAGGGUUGGUCCCGUAGUGAAGUGCGGAGUGGCUGAAAGAGUUUCUGUGUAGUGUAUUAGGAUCUCCGUAGCCGGAAAGUGGAAAUCUCGGAGGAAAAAGAGUAAAUUAUAACAAUGAAAUAAAUAACGGAACGGUGCAACGGAAGCGACAACAGCAGGAAUCUCAAUUAACGUAGCCGAACGAAAAGGGAAACGAAAUUAGCAUGUGGAUACCUACGAGCAAUAAAUUUGGAGUUGCUAUCCACAACUGGCACGGGAAUGUUACGCACGGGCUCGCCCUGGACGUUGGCGAUUUCGUCGAGAUACUCGAAGAAACAACCCACUGGUUCAGGGGCACAUGCCCGCGCAAGCCCCGCAAGGUGGGUCUCUUCCCCAAAACGUACAUCCAUCUGAAGGAUUUAGCCCGGUUGGACCCGGUCGUGGCCGAGUGUACGCUGGUGCUCCGCGAAUGGGCCGAAAUAUGGAAGAAACUGUUUGUGGAGCGGGAAGAAUACAAAUUUACCUCGCUGCGGAAGGUGAUGCUGGCGCUGCUGGAGAGUCGACGGGAGCUGCUGAGCGCCACUCUCACCCAGGACCAGACGUAUGAUCUGCAAAUGAAAGUGAUCUCUAAAAUUGACUGGGGGAAUCGAAAACUUUGCCUAGAUCUGGUGCCCAGAUUGGGAACGUUGGCGGUUGAUCCGCACAAGAUCGGGAUCGUGUCGCUGCACCAAGUACACGUCAACAGUGCCGAAAAUGCCAAAGCCGCCUCGAACCGUGGCACCCUGCGACGGAAGGCCGGCAAGAAGGUACUCACCCACCAUCUGUACUUCUGCCUGCGCGACUUCGGCCACCGAAUAGGGGAUGACGCGGAGAUAUACUUCUACCUGUACGAUGGAAACGCGAACCGAAUGCGGGCGCUGUCGGAGCGGUUCCUGGUGCGAAUCGCCAAAGAUGGGUUCUCCACGUUCCUAGAAUCGGCCCACAAUUGCACCGUGUUCACCGACUUGGGGUCGUCCGAUCUGAACCAGGAUCUGUACCUGAUCGCCAAUGUGAUGCGAAUCGGGAAAAUGCUGCACUCCGAGUCGGUUAAAAAGGGCGAUAAGUUCAUAAGCAAUCAUUCUUACCGUAGACCGUACGGGGUUGGGGUCCUGCCACUGAGCGAGAUCGGCCAGUUCGAUCAAACGGUCGAAUCGGAGGAAAAGGAGUUCAGUUUCAAGAUCUUCCAGUGUGAGGAGAAAGACUAUCAUCAGUUGCAUGAGUUGAUCAUCAAAAAGGCUAGCGGCAAGUUCCAACCAAUCAACGCUAGCACCCAGGGUCACUAUGGGUUGGUUGUGUCCCUGAAGCUGAUACACGGAGGACUCGGACAGGCUAAAAUCGAACAGCCAGUUCUGUUUCAGGGUACGGCAAUCACGAAGAAGAUCGGGUUUCCCGAUGUCAUAAUGCCUGGUGAUGUGAGGAAUGAUCUCUUUCUAACACUCGAACGGGGUGAGUUUGAACGGGUUGGCAUCAGUACCGCCAAAAACAUCGAAAUCACUACUCUGGUGUUGGAUGAAAACGGUAGAAUCGUUCAGGAGUGUAUCGCCAUAGCGGCUGGGAACCCCCUCCAAGCCUACCACAAAUCUAUGGUACUGUAUCACAAUAACUCCCCAGCAUGGAACGAAACUAUCCGCAUGUUCGUCCCGAUCGACAAGUUUAGUAAAGCACAUGUGCGCUUUGAGUUUCGCAGCUGUUCUACCCGGGACAAAUCCGAUCCGAAGCUAUUCGGGUUCAGUUUUGCACGACUAAUGGAACCGGGAGGAGCUACAAUCGCUGACGCCUCGCACGAACUGUACGUCUACAAGUGUGAAGACAUCCUCAAAGUGCAACCAAAUAUAUACCUACGACUCCCGUGUUCCACCAACGACAAACACGCUCAAUCGCUCGAAUCGAACUCACCCUACCAUCGAAGCUCCAAAGAAGCAUUCUUCGUGAAAACAAUCCUCUGCUCGACGAAGCUAACCCAAAACAGUGAUCUCCUGUCGCUGCUCCAGUGGCGCAACCAUCCGAAACGCAUCAAAGAAUCGCUCCAGCGAGUGCUGAGAUUGCACAACGAGGAGUUGAUUAAAUUCCUGCAGGAUGUCCUGGAUGCUCUGUUCGCCAUGUUCUCCACCGACAACGGGAACAGCACCGAACACUCCGGUCUAGUGUUUCACGUGCUCGUGUCCAUCUUCAGCCUGAUGCAGAGCAGCAAGUUCCAGCACUUCAAACCCGUUAUGGAUGCCUACAUCAAGGAUCACUUCGCAGCGCCACUGGUCUACAAUGGUUUGCUGUCCUCCGUCGAACACCUAGCGGAAUGGAUGAUGACCGCCGAAAAGAUCGAACCCAUCAUCCAGUAUUUCAGCUCGUUGGAGUUCAUCUUCAAGUUGGUCAUCCAGAGUCGUAAGUUGUUCGCUCACGCCUCUGGUGGUCAGUACGAGGACAAAUUCAAACGGGAUGUGUUCCGGCUGUUCGGCUCACUGAACAAUAUCCUCGUGCCAAACAACUCUCAUAUGCUGCCCACCCAGGAAGCACUGCUCAACUCGAUCGGAGUCGUGUUCGAGCAGUUGCAAACCAUCAUCACCAAGACCGAGCUCGAGACGCUCGUCAAGGGCAUCCUGGAUGCGGUCCCAACUGAUGCCCAACCACCGCUCGUUCAGGCGAAGCUUAAAUCCAUUAAAGAUAUGGUAUCGGGACAGCUCUUUCAGGACGACGAACUCCGCUCGAUGAUACUGAACAUCGCCUGUAAACAUAUCCAAAUUCAUCUGGCCAGACGGGACGAAUUGAGGCUGUGUUCGGAGAUCUUAGCGGAAAUCCUGAUCAAACUGCAUGAGGCUAAGGCGAAGAUGGGCGAGAAACCAUCGAAUGCUGUCCACCAUGAUUUGGAUACGUUGUUUCACAAUAUUUUCCCCGUCAUGAUGCAAACUCUCAAUGUGUUGGGAAGUGGUGGUAAUGAAUCUCUGGUGUGUUCACUGUUCGCUGUUAUGUUGGGGUUGCUGCAGCUGCUGGAUGAAUCACACUACCAGCGAAUGUGGGACCGUCUCAGUAACUCCGGCAACAGCAAGGAACUGAAGGAGUUCAUCCAGCAGUGUCUGAACAUUUUCAAGGAUAUUUUGGAACAAGAUUGGAUGAUUUUCUCCAAGGAUUGGCUGGUGAUGAAGAUUUCGGCAAACGAGGUACUGCGCAAGACGUUGGAGGAAUUGGCGAAACCGCUGGUCUACCGGUUCCUGGGACCACAGUCCUUUGAUUCGCAACUGUGGUGGUCCUACUUCAGUGUGGCGGUGAUUUUCCUUACCCAACCAUCGCUCCAGAUCGAACAGUAUCACGAGACGAAGAGGCGAAAGAUUUUAAGUACCCACGGGGACAUGCGGGUAGCGAUGGGCUUCCAGAUUUUGAGCAUGUGGGCCCAGCUGGGCGAGCACAAGUUGCACUUCAUUCCGUCAAUGGUUGGUCCGUUCCUGGAGGUCACGCUGGUGCCGGAGCCGGCGCUUCGCAAGGCCACGUUCACUGUGUUCUAUGAUAUGAUGCAGUGCGAGCAGGUAUCUCGUGGUUCUUUCCGGCUGGUGGAAAGCGAACUGAUCGAUAAACUGGAUUUACUGAUCAGCGAAAACAAAGGUGACGAUGAAUACCGUGAAUUGUUCAGUACUAUGGAACAGUUGUGUUUAGCUCUGUUGGAGCGCGUCCAGGCGGAGAAUCCUUCAUGGCGGGAAUUUGGCACUGCGUUCAUUUCAUCCGUCACGAGACUGCUGGAACGCCUGCUGGACUAUCGUAGCGUGAUGCAGGGCGAUGAGAACCGGGACAAGCGAAUGACCUGCACAGUUAAUCUGCUGAACUUCUACAACGAUGAAAUCAACCGAAAGGAGAUGUAUGUCAGAUAUAUCUAUAAAUUGUUGGACCUUCAUUUGGGUGCGGAAAACUACAUCGAGGCGGGAUUGACGCUGAAACUGUUCGCAGACAUGCUCUCCUGGGACAGCGAGAACGUUUCGGACGAAUCCAACGGGCCACGGGAGUGGGAACAAAAGGAGAAGAUAUACAAGAAUAUAAUCAAUUAUUUCGACAAGGGCAAAUGCUGGGAGAAGGGGAUACCGCUGUGCAAAGAGCUGGCCAUGUUUUACGAGAGGAAGCGCUUCGACUACAACCGGCUUAGUGAUGUACUGAUUCAGGAGGCUAAGUUUUUCCAGAAUAUCUUGACGCAGCUUCGGCCAGAACCGGAGUAUUUCCGCGUUGGUUAUUACGGUACUGGGUUUCCCUCCUUCGUUAGGAACAAACAAUUCAUCUACCGUGGCCUAGAGUAUGAACGCAUUGGCGCCUUCAUCCAGCGGCUACAGAUUGAGUUUCCUGUGGCCCAAAUACUGGACAAGAAACACUACCCGCCGGACAGUUCGAUCCUCAACUCACCGGAGCAACGCUUCCACGUGGUCAACGUGCGGCCCAUCUCCGACCCGAGCCAUCUCAAAAGUGCCAAAGUUACCGUUCCGGAGAAGAUCUCCAAAUAUUACGAGGUUAAUGAUGUUACCAAAUUCCAAUACGAUCGGCCCAUCCACAAGGGAGUUGUCGACAAGGAGAACGAGUUCAAAUCGCUCUGGAUCGAGAGGACCAUUUAUGAUAUAGCGCAACCGUUGCCAGGUAUCCUGCGGUGGUUCGAAGUCACGAAUGCGUCCGUGCACGAGUUAACGCCGGUGGAAUUCGCCUGCGAAACGGUUGCAAAUGUCAACAAGGAACUGUCGGACCUGAUCGUACAGUACCGGUUAGAGCCGAAACGUAAUCUCAAUCCAUUCACGAUGCGCCUGCAGGGUUCGGUAGACGCCAACGUCAACGGUGGAUUCAACAAGUAUCAGGAUGCUUUCUUCUCGGAGCGUUUCACGAAAUCUCCCGAGGCGAGAGAUCAAAGUUUGCAUGUGCAGCGUCUGAAACGCUUGAUCUUCGAACAGAUGCAAAUUCUGCGACAGGCUCUGGAGUUGCAUCGCAGCUUGGCGCCGGAGGAAGUGCUACCGCUGCAUAAUCGACUUUCCGAAGCAUUCCUUGAGCUGGAAAAGAGCACCGCCGAGUGGAAAACUAACAUCAACAUUCCAACCAAGCCACUGCCACCGCUCCCGAUCGCCAAUGUCCACCAGUAUCAAUCGCCCGUGCAAAAUGCGGCGGGUCAUCAACAACAGAACAACUAUUUCCCGGAAGACCACGAUGAGACGUAUACGUAUUUGAACAGGAAGACACUUUCCUUGUCGGGAAUUGUCCCAAUGACAGCCAUGACUUCGUCGCCUCUUCCAGCCCCACAGGUUCCUCCCAGGGAGUCGUUGACAUCGUCUCCCUCAGCUCCACCGCUUCCACCGCGUGGUCACACUCCGGACAAGAGAAAUUCCAACCCAAUGCCUUUCACGGAAUUUGUGGAACAACAACAGCACGGCUCGGCACCAGCCAGGCCAAGAUCGAAGAAGUAUUCCCUGUACGAGAUUUCACUGAACGAGAGCAUGAACAGUUAUAGCUACGGGAGCCCACGAAGUUCCAGCGAACUGAAAGGACACUACGAUAUUGGAAACUUUAACAGGGACUCUGGCAUUUCGACAAGUUCGCAAGAAUUGAACAAUCUGAACAGCGGGGCGACUCAUCAGAUGGUUCAGAAUUCGAGUCACCAUCAUCACCACUACCACCAGCCGAUGCCGGUUACGGGUGCACCAACAGAGGAGUAUAACAUUGCUUUGAAUGGAAACGGUGCGACCACUCCUCGGGGUCAUCAAAAGACAAACUCGAACCCGGAAGGGUACAACAUAGCCGGCAUUCAGGAAAUGAAGAUGAACUCCAUCAACAACUCGCUGAGCAAGCUGGCAAUGACGAAUGGGGGAGGUUCCUCACAGCCCCAGCCACCGCCACCUCCGAUUCCACCCAAGUCCGCAUCGCUGCAGCAUCAGCAUUCCUUCUCGGGAACGAGUCACGUCCCGUCACAGCACCAUCACCAUCACCACCAGCGGAACCAAUCGCUGAACCUAAGCCAAAACUCGUCCUCCGAUGGGGACGCAAUCAGUCUGAAUGAUAUCAGCCCAGCGCCUCCACCGUUCAACGACAACUUUAGCGAUUCGUUCAGCGAUGAGUGCGAGAGCAACAUGAUGAACGUGACAGCGAUUGCCGCCGCCGCUGGUGGCCACGAAUCGUCUGCUUAUUGCGUGCCAAAGAUUCAACAACAACCACAACAAUCCGCAACCAAUAGUCUGGGUAGGAGAUCUCUGAACGGAGACGAUCUGGUGGAGGUGCGAAACACGACGAUGGUUCCGCUGAGGCAUGACGAUGGGGAAGAGGAAAUCUUCUAUUGAAAAAAACAAAUUGGGACGUUUGUGCAAUCCUCUCUCUCGCUCUCCGAAUCUCGCUCGGCGAAUACCGAUCAACUUUUCUCCAAUCAAAUUUAGCAGUUAAUUCAACAAAGCUCUAAACUAAUUGUAGAUAAGUCGCGAUAAGCGGCGCGCUCGAGUCUGGGGUGAGUAUCUCUUGAGUGUGUGUGCGUGUGUUUUUAAAAUUGUUUUGAGUUUGGACCUUUGGAGGCUGGGUACAAAACAAUAGUGUGGCGGUCAAUACUCAAACGAUUCUCAACAUGUGCGAAAGCAAAUUAUACCAACGAUAUAUUAUCAGGUUUUUCUCGCUCUUCAUCGUUCCGGAAGAAAAUUAGAAUACUGUAUUUAUUGUCGGUGGAGAGCGGAUCAGACACACACGGAAGGUGGAAACUAUUUUAUAUUUAUCCAGGUAGAGUUUCGUCGAUGUUUAAGUUAUACACACAUUGAACGUUUGAAACAAAUCUCUAUACACGCAUGCGAGCAAAAAGUGUAUUAGUUGUAAGUCAAAAAUAAUUGAGAGCUGUGACUACCAAUAUACUCACACUCAUACACACAACAUACACACACAUACUGGUAUCUAUACAAACAAAUAUAUGUAUUAGCUGAAAAUGAUUGAUAAAUGUAAGAGAUUAGCGAACGCAAAAGUUUACGAUCGAUUUCAACCCAAUUUACAUUACAGAAAAAAAAACUAUAUUACCUUUCGAAUGCGAACUUUUUCAAAUUUUGUGCUUGUUACACACACACACUAUCUUAUGCCGCGGUUAGUUCGCUUCUCAAUUCUACCCGGUUAAAGUUCAAUAUCUUAAUAAAAGAACAUUAGAAGAAGAAAAAAAGACAAAAAACAAUAUUCCCGUUGCAUGAGGAUCAAGCUGAGUCGCAACCGUGACCACGGUGGGAUGGACAAAGAGUGUUUUUUAAAAGGAGGAAUUAAACUGUUUUCCGGAAGCGAAGAUGUUCAUACGAUGAUACUAGUCAAGCGGCUUUCUCUAGUCCCAACAAAAGAAUUGUGCACGCGGGUAGUCGUGAGGAAAUUUGUGUGUUGUGUAAUUGAUUUGGAAAACACUCUCGACUCGAUAUGAGAGAGAGGAAGAGAGCACACCUCGAUUAUCGGUUGAUCGGUGAUAAAUUUAUGCAUGGGAAGGUCAUGAUACCUGCCGUUAGGUGAAAACACGGUGAAUAAACUAUUAAGCAACACAGUUUUAUAUGGAA